Molecule: messenger RNA, 2410 nt
Organism: Tricharina praecox
Lineage: Eukaryota; Fungi; Ascomycota; Pezizomycetes; Pezizales; Pyronemataceae
Exons: 4
Coding region: 147-2204 (685 amino acids)
Biological process (GO): protein polyubiquitination; ubiquitin-dependent protein catabolic process; positive regulation of proteasomal ubiquitin-dependent protein catabolic process
Cellular component (GO): ubiquitin ligase complex; cytoplasm
Molecular function (GO): ubiquitin conjugating enzyme binding; zinc ion binding; ubiquitin protein ligase activity
Source: RefSeq, a predicted model, not a curated record
GGGCCAAGGGGGUACAGGUGGCACCAGCACCUGUAGAAGUACCAAGAACAGAGAGGAGAUCAAGAUCACGAACAGUCACUUCGCGCGGUGCUUCGCCGCCACGACUGGUGGCGCCAACACAACGGGAUCCGAGACAGGUUGAGUUGAUGAGAGCCAGGGAUAUCCAACGGGCCCAGGCGGCCACAGCAGCGGUUCGCCAGAUGGCGGCAGUUCCGCCGAGACCAGCGUUAGUAAGAUCAAACUCGGAGAGGGCGCCGGCACGACAUGUCGAAAUCGUCACGCCAAGGCAGCAACCCGUGAGACAGCAACUCGUGAGACAGCAGCCCGUGAGACAGCCAGCCAGGACGGCAGAAAGAACGGCACAAAGAAAUGUCGAGAGACCACAACCACAGCCGCCACCAGCACCGCCACCAGCGCGGCCGGCAGAGAGGACCACGCGCGAGCGAGUUGUAGAGAGAAUGCAGAUAAGGCCUGCCAGGAGACAGCACAUGCGAACGCAAUCCGAACAACUGGAUCGGACGAGACAAGUGGACGUCAUACCAGAAGCACGGAGACAAAGCUUGAGGGCGCCGGUUCUACCUGCACCGGUUCUGAGAGCACUACAACCGCAGCCACAACCGCAACCACAAGCAGGGAGGCUAAUAUUGGAAUUCGAACUUGGGACCAAACCACCAAAACUGUUUGUUGCGAUGAUUGUUACUGUUUUGGACCACACACUGAUGAUUGUUGACAGAAUCGUAUGCGUUACCUGCAUGGAUGACGAAACCCCAUCGACGGAAGCGGCGAAGUUGGCUUGUGGGCACUGGUUUUGCAACGAGUGCUUAAAGCGACUCUUUAUUCUUUCCCUGACGGAUCCUGCUCACAUGCCACCGAAAUGCUGCACACCAGACCAUAUCCCUCUGAAGCACGUCCAGAAUCUCCUGUCGUACCAGAAUAAGAAACUGUGGAAUACCAAGUACCUCGAGUUUACGACAGCGAAUCGGAUAUACUGCCCGAGUAUCAACUGCGGUGAAUGGAUCCAGCCGAAGCAUGUCCAGGACAACGUCGGGCAUUGCCAGAAGUGCGCAUUCGCUGUCUGUGUGACGUGUAAUGGUAGGGCACAUGGUGAUGAGGAUUGCCCGCAAGAUCCGGAAAUGCUCAAGUUCUUCGAGACUGCCGAGAAGCAUAAGUUUCAAAAGUGCUACAGUUGCAGGGCGAUGGUGGAGCUCGAACGUGGCUGCAAUCAUAUGACCUGUCACUGCACUGCGCAAUUUUGCUACGUGUGUGGAUCAAAAUGGAAGUCGUGUGACUGUCCCUGGUUCAAUUAUGAGCCCGGUGAAGCUGAGCGAGAGGACCGACUCCGCGCAGAAAACGCCAUCCGAAGGCUAGGACGGGGUAGAAUCGCAGGCCCCGCUGGCAAUGAUCUCCCGCGCGCGCUCAACGACAUCCCUGCAGUGGACCCGUUUGCCGCUCUGGGGGCCCUCGGCUUGGGCCUUCGAAACGGAAUUCGGCGUCUGGCGGCCGGCAAUGCCGAGCCGAUUGAACGGCCAGCGGCCCCUGACCGCCGGAGAACAGACCCGCUUCCACCAGUUGCUGGUCCCGCGGGUCCGGCGCGCAACGACGACCGUGAGCUAAUGCGGCAGAACAUGCGGGGCCUCCUUAACACUGGCCCCGGCCUCGGUCUGGGCCUUGCGCGGGUCAACGGCGCCGCAGCCUUCUACGGUGCUGCGGCUGCCGGCCGUCCCGCCCCCCCACAAGCUGCGCCUAUCAACGCGCAGGCUCCACCGCCCCGCGUGCAGGCGCAAGAUCCUGCACCUGCGCUUGCUGCCCCGCGCAGCAACUUCCUGACCGCGUCGCAACAGGCGCACGUCGAGCGCUACAUCGCAGCCGUAGACCUCGAAGACGCCGAGCCAGCCGUCGAGUCGCCAUUCCAGCAGGCGGCUGGCACCGACGACGACGAGGAGCCGGCUGCCGUUGUUGUCGUCGCGGAACACACGCAGAUGCGAAGGGCAAACACUGAGCGGGCGGCGCCGAGACAGACGGAGUACAUCCGCCCGCCGAGGAGCAGCAGCGCGACGAGGAAGAGUGCGGAUGUUGGCGGAAGUGGAAGUGUAAGGGCCGGGUUGGGCCCAAACGGCAUCGGGCUCAGUGUCGAACAGCUCGUGUCCGGGGGCGCGGGCGAUGCAAGGGCAAGUGGGUCUAAUCUCUUGCAGCGACGACUGUGAUGUGAUGGUAUAAUUUAUGACAUGGCAUGAGCAACGCCUUCGCUUCUUCUUCUUCUUCUUCUUCUUCUUUGUUUUAAUAUCCGUCGGUGGCAUUGUAUUGGAUUCUUCGAGGAGUUUUUUUAUUUCAUUUCGAUGGCGCUUUUUGUGGACUCGACUCGACUGGACUGGACUUGACACGAUUAUAUCAGAAGGGGGGGGACUUGUUU